AUGCGGAAAGCAUUAUUAGAUAUUGGAUACGCAGGCGCGGUAGGCACCCACGCCGCAACAACCUCCGAAUGCUCGGCGUCCAAUCUCCCCAGAACCGACCUAGUUGGAGCUUCUAUCCUCGGUAUUCAAGCCGAGGAAGUCCACAACUAUUCAGCUGUCAGUGCUGGGCCAGAAUCCAACGAGGGAAGGAAGUACACCAUCAACUUCUGCAACGUCACAGUUACAUACACUGAUCCCGGUUGGAACGACACAAUCAACACCCAGGUCUGGUUACCACUCGACGGUUGGAAUGGCAAGUUCGAAGCUUUAGGUGGUGGAGGCUACAGUGCUGGAUUUGGCUCUACCUACCUCACCUACGCCAUCGCCCAAGGGUUCGCAUCUGCCUCCACCGAUGGAGGUCAUGCUGUGGGAGACGAAGCUAUUCCAACUGAUCUAUCGUGGUCUUUGAAAAGCAAAAACAACGUCGACUGGUUCCUCCUCGAAGACUAUGCAUCCAAGGCCACAAAUGAUCUCGGAGUGAUCGGAAAGCAGAUAACCAAGUCAUAUUACAACAAAGCUCCCAAAUAUUCCUAUUUCUGGCGGAUGCUCUGGCGGUGGAAGGCAAGGUCUCCAAAUGGCGCAGGACUAUCCGGAUCUCUUCGACGGCAUUUUGGCUGUCGCUCCCGCCAUCAAUCUUGA
This is a messenger RNA of Penicillium samsonianum, 678 nucleotides long. RefSeq lists its product as uncharacterized. The transcript is spliced from 2 exons. NCBI's taxonomy places the organism in Eukaryota, Fungi, Ascomycota, Eurotiomycetes, Eurotiales, Aspergillaceae. The coding region runs from base 1 to 678 and encodes 225 amino acids. The record is from RefSeq and is a predicted model, not a curated record.